Saccoglossus kowalevskii is the source of this 2169-nucleotide messenger RNA. Its product is annotated as tripartite motif-containing protein 2-like. Lineage: Eukaryota; Metazoa; Hemichordata; Enteropneusta; Harrimaniidae. The record is from RefSeq and is a predicted model, not a curated record. Gene Ontology annotation, molecular function: zinc ion binding; protein binding.
AUGGCUGCUAGUUCAGCGCAAUCAGAUAUUAUUCUCAACAGAAUUGAGGAGGAUUUUUUGACUUGUCCUAUAUGUUUAAAUCAGUAUGUUAAGGCAAGGAUACUACCAUGUCUACAUACAUUCUGUGAGGGAUGUCUGACUGCGCUUGUAGCGAAAACAGGGAGGUUAGUGUGUCCCAGCUGUAACUCGGAGUGUACCACAGACGUGACAAAACUGAAGAACCACUUUCUCAUGAACAACUUGGUGGAGGUUUUUGAAAGCAGACAGGCACUGGUAGAUGGUAAACCAGUGAAUUGUGAUGGGUGCAAGAAGAGUGCCGCAACACAUAGGUGUAUUGAGUGUGUCAAAGUCCUUUGCGAUCCCUGUUUUAUAUGCCAUGGUAGUUUGGAUAUUGCCAGAGGUCAUCGCACUUUUACAUUGGAAAGAUAUGAAGAGCUCAGUUCAACAAAUCCCACGUCUUUACAGCCUAUUGUUUAUUGUUCAACCCAUCAUGAACAGAAGCUUAAAUAUUACUGUGAUAUGUGUGAUGAAGCAGGUUGUGUCGAAUGUUUUCUGAUUUCACAUUAUGGGCAUGGUAAACCAAGAGAAAUAAAAGAAGUGGCAGCUGAGUAUACUAAGGAGUUGUCAAAACGUGUAGAUGAACUGAAAGUGAAAUCACAGAGCGCCACCAGUGGUAAGAUUGCUAUAGAAAAUGCAGUAACAGAUCUGGACAUAACAUACCAAGAACAGGAGGCAUUGGUAAGACGAAAGUCAAAAGAGGUCAUUUCAAAGGUCAAGAAAGAGGAGACAAAAUUAAUUGAAGAAUUGUAUAUGGAGUACAUGGCAAAGAAGAAAGUAUUGGAUUCUCACAAGCAAGCCUUCGAUCAUAUGGAGAAGGAUUUGCAUAGUGCACAAAAUUAUGCAGAGACUAUGAUUUACUAUGGUAAUGCUGCACAGUUGAUGUCCACAAAGCAGGAAAUUAAAGAGCGAAUCAACCACUUGCUGUCCCUAGAUGCGACCCCAAAGACAGAUAUAGAAAUGUUGACAUUUGUAGCAAACAGAGAUGAGUUAUAUGGUAAUUAUAUCGGGAGAUUGGAAAAGCCAGCAUGUGCAUCCAAGUGCAUUGUGGGGUAUGUUCCUGAUAGAAUGGUACAAGGUGCUAAUAAAGAGGUUACAGUCACAACAAAAGACUCAACUGGCAAACGUGUGACACAUCAGCUAAUCACAGCCAAGUUAAAACAUCCAAAUGGAUCACUAUCUAAGUUGUUUGUGACAAAUAAUUUUGAUGGAACACAAACGAUUUUGUUGUGUACAGCUGAUGUUGGUAGAUACAUCCUUUGCUUAGAAGUGGAUGGCACACUGAUUCCGGGAUCUCCAUUUGAGAUUGUUGUUGCAAAGGGUCAGAUAAAAGAUUUAGGAGAAGAAGGAAAUGAACCCGGCCAAUUGAAGUAUCCUCAGGGUGUAACUCUCAAUAAUGAAGGGCAUGUGGUGAUUGCUGACACUGACAACAAGCGUAUACAAACAAUGGAUCUCAAGCUGGGUCAAAGUCAACUUACAUUUUCUAUUGCUGGACAGUUUAAGCCUCUUGAUAUCGCUGUAUCUAAAGAUAACAAGUACUUUAUUACUGAUUCUGCCAAUUCCCAAGUUGUAGUCACCUGCAAGCUUGGUGAAUUAAUUCAUUGCUUUGGGAGCAAUGAACUGAAAGAUCCAAUGGGGAUCUCGAUCAGCCCGAUUGAGGAUGCAGUAUUUGUGACUGACUGUCGCGAGAACUACAUCAGAAAGUACAAGGAGAGUGGUCAAUAUAUGUGUAGCUUUGGUGGCCAUGGAACUAGAGAUGGACAAUUCUUGGGUCCGUGUUUCAUAGACUGUGACAAACAAGGACAGGUGUAUGUUUCGGACAUUGGCAACAACCGCAUUCAAGUCUUCAACAAAAAUUGCCAAUAUAUGUAUAGUAUUGGUACUGGGAGUCAGUUGACAAAUCCACGUGGUGUGGCCACUGGAGAAGAUAACUGUGUGUAUGUUACUGAUGAUUCUAACCAAAUACAUAAAUUUCACAGGAAAGGCAAAUUCCUUGGUAGCAUAAAUCCUGGUCUAAAUGGCCCCAAAGGCAUUGUUGUGACUUGUAACAAAGGUAAUAGUGUUGUUGUUGUAGCUGAUUCCAACAACCACCGCAUCAAUGUAUUUGAGUAA